UUUGUUUUUCUUUUUUGGGUCUCGUUAGCCAUAGUGCUGAAUUGGCCAGCAGAACCCAUGCAGGAUGUGUUGUUUCACUAGAAUACAACUUUGGCUGGCUUUGCUGGUUCUUGUCAUUGCUUUCCAUAAUGGCAGCAUUGCAAAUGGGUGGCAUUCAGCCUUCCCUGGCUCCACAAAAGGAGGCAGAGGUACAUAUGACCUGUACUUUGGCAGUUCUGGUGUAGAUGAGCCAUACGAGGCAGGGACUGCUCAAGUAAGACCUAGCCAGAGUGGGACUUACUACUCUAGUGCAGCUGUUGGCAGUUCACAGGCCACACAUGCAGGAUCUUUCCAAAUGUCAGGGGGCAGGUCCGAACUGUUCUCUCCCUUCAGGCCAGCCCAGACUGCGUCUUCCCCUGUUUGGAGCAGGUAUCGGCCAUCCCAGGUAGGACCCAGCCGAAGGACUGGAUACCAGAGCUACCAGCAAACCUCUGGGUCGCCGCAUACUACAUACCACCCUGUACAGAGCACCUACCGGUCAUCCAUGGGCAACUGGAAACCACAAGCUGUAUCUAGACCAGUGGGGAGUACCCAAGAACAAGCAUCUCCAGCCAAGCCAGCCCAGAGGAGUUCCAACCCUGGCAGUCAGAACUGGCAGUCUCCAUCGGUGUCUAGUGGUCAUCCAUAUGCUGAACCUGAGCAAAAUGGGCAAACCUCCAGACCAGCACAGGGUAACUACCAGCACUCCCAGACUCGAUUUACACAAAGCUCUGAGGCCCAACACAGUGAUGGCACCAGGAAACCAGCAGCUGCUGCUGCUAAGCCAGUCCAGAGAUGGCGCUCUCCUUCAGUGUCUCCAUAUGCUAAGCCUGAGCAAAACAGGCAGACCUCCAGACCAGCACAGGGUAACUACCAGCACUCCCAGACUAGAUUUACACAAAGCCCUGAGGCCCAACACAGUGAUGGCACCAGGAAACCAGCAGCUGCUGCUGCUAAGCCACUCCAGAGAUGGCGCUCUCCUUCAGUGUCUCCAUAUGCUAAGCCUGAGCAAAACAGGCAGACCUCCAGACCAGCACAGGGUAACUACCAGCACUCCCAGACUAGAUUUACACAAAGCCCUGAGGCCCAACACAGUGAUGGCACCAGGAAACCAACAGCAGCUGCUGCUAAGCCACUCCAGAGAUGGCGCUCUCCUUCAAUGUCUCCACAUGCUAAGCCUGAGCAAAACAGGCAGACCUCCAGACCAGCACAGGGUAACUACCAGCACUCCCAGACUAGAUUUCCAGCCAGUUCUGUGGCCCAACACGCUGGUGGCACCAGGAAACCAACAGCUCCUAAGCCAGUCCAGAGUGGCUCAAGGCCUGAGGUUACGUCUCAGUCUGACAGAAUUCAUGGGCCAUCAUAUCCAGUCCAGAGCAGUCAACAAGGUCAUGCUCAGACUAGGGGCUAAAGGUUUGGAGAAUGCAGUGUUUGAAUGAAGAUGUUCCUUGAAAUGCAGCUUCAAUAAAUGUCUGCUUUAUAAUA
Clupea harengus (Atlantic herring) is the source of this 1503-nucleotide messenger RNA. Its product is annotated as filaggrin-2-like. The record is from RefSeq and is a predicted model, not a curated record. NCBI's taxonomy places the organism in Eukaryota, Metazoa, Chordata, Actinopteri, Clupeiformes, Clupeidae. The transcript is spliced from 6 exons. Bases 65 to 1429 code for a protein of 454 amino acids.